AUGACAUUGUUAGAACUAGCCAAGAAAUUAUCAGUAUGCAUUCUCAAAGAGAAUAAAAAGACAGAAUAUACUUUAUUUCAUGUCUUAAUUCCCAAAACUGUUCUGACUGUAACAGCCAAUACUAUUCUAUCAAAU
Messenger RNA from Cetraspora pellucida, 135 nucleotides. The record is from the annotation of a GenBank genome assembly. NCBI's taxonomy places the organism in Eukaryota, Fungi, Glomeromycota, Glomeromycetes, Diversisporales, Gigasporaceae.